This is a messenger RNA of Bemisia tabaci, 2697 nucleotides long. It is a transcript of the gene HtrA2, whose product is annotated as HTRA2-related serine protease. Lineage: Eukaryota; Metazoa; Arthropoda; Insecta; Hemiptera; Aleyrodidae. The record is from RefSeq and is a predicted model, not a curated record. Gene Ontology annotation, biological process: positive regulation of apoptotic process; programmed cell death; proteolysis. Gene Ontology annotation, molecular function: serine-type endopeptidase activity; protein binding.
UCAAGUUAUCACAGCAUGCCUCAGCGGCAAAGAAUGUGCUCAUGAUGCCGAUGUCGAUUAAAAGUGUUUUAAAACUCUCAAAAUUCCAAAUUCGUGUUAUAGAUAAUUUGUCUGUGCCUUUGCUUCGAGCAUUAAGUUUGAAAAGUGGUGUUGGAAAUCAUUGCAAACAUGAGCAGAGGGCGAAUGAAUUCUCAUCUGCUGGUAACAGAAGAAAUAAAAUCCUACUCUGUGUACUGGGAAUAUCUGGUGGACUGGGUUUGUUACAUUACGUGAAUAAGUACAGUAAUAUUUCAAUCGUCCCUUCAGUUGAAGCUGCCAAAGUGAUAGAUGGCGGAGAAGGUAAUUUUAGAAGUAAAUUUAACUUUAUUGCUGAUGUUGUUGAGGAUGUUGCAUCAUCGGUAGUGCUGAUUGAAAUUAAAGAUGCACACCGCCGUGAUUACUUCACAGGAGCUCCGGCUACACUUUCAAAUGGAUCUGGAUUCAUUGUUCAUGAAGAUGGCUUAAUCUUGACGAACGCACACGUUGUAAUGAACAGACCCAAUACGCCUGUAAUUGUCAAAAUGCAUGAUGGCUCCUGUGUUACUGGCAUUGUUGAGCUUGUAGAUGUGAGAUCAGACCUAGCCACUAUUAGAAUUAAUGCUUCGAAAAAACUGCCUGUCAUGAAAUUAGGAACAUCAUCAAAUUUGAGACCUGGUGAAUUUGUUGUAGCAAUUGGGUCUCCCCUGAAUCUCUCCAAUACUAUUACAACUGGCGUGAUAAGCACAGUCAAUCGUUCUGGGGAUGAACUAGGGUUAAAGAAUAAGAACAUGGAUUACAUCCAGACUGACGCAGCCAUCACAUUCGGUAACUCUGGAGGUCCUCUGGUAAAUUUAGAUGGUGAAGCCAUCGGUAUCAAUGCUAUGAAAGUAACAGCUGGUAUUUCAUUUGCUAUUCCUAUUGACUACGCCAAAGAAUUCCUUGCUCGUGCUACAGAGAGGAAAAAAGAUGUAAAAACUGACAGUGUUCCUCCACGGCGUUACAUGGGUAUCACAAUGAUAACACUAACUCCGUCCAUUUUACAUGAGCUUAAAGAUAGAAAACAUUCUAUACCAAACGAUAUUGAAUUUGGAAUUUUAGUUUGGAAAGUCAUUAUAGGAUCUCCAGCUCACAGGAGUGGACUCAGGCCGGGCGAUAUUGUCACUCACAUCAAUGGUCAGCCAGUUCAAAACGCCAACAGUGUUUAUGAAUUUUCAGAGUCCAGCCCAACAUUAAAGAUGACAAUUGUCCGAGAUCACAGGCGAUAUGAAGUGGUUAUUACUCCAGAAGUUUAUCCAGGAUAAGUUAAGUCAAGUGAAUAAUUAAAAUAAUUUUUUGUGCAUCCUUUGAUGAACAUGAGGCAUUCUUUGGAACAUGAGGUAUGGGGAUGUAUCCUUGGUUAGCGUACUGCACAUUUGCAAAUCUGCCAGGACACCUUUCUGCCUUUCUGCAAAUUAAUGGCUUGUCACAUACGAGAGAGAAAUUGAGCCAGCUGAUCAGUAUUUUUAUGAAAAAAGGGUACGGAAAAGGAGGAGUAGCUUUGUGUUACAUUUCAACAUAAUAUUUUGACACGCAUGCACUUCGAUUUGUGAUAGUGCAGUGAAUGUUCCAAUACCAUGGAAUGUAGCAAAAUAUGUCAAAAGUCUCUUGAAGAAAGAGACGAAAGUUUUAGAGAUACAGCUCUUUACAUUGUUAAAUGAACCUUAAAAGCACAAGUACUGUCAUUUCUCCCACUUGGCAAAGAAUCUUUCUAGUAUGAUUUGAUUCAUUAAUUUUUUUAUAAAGUCAUCAGAGCAGUAAUAGACGAUUUCUAUGUGCAUCCACGUAUAGCUUUCUUUUCUUUGAGCUUAUUAUAGAUUAUCUACCUCCUUUUAUUUUUUAUCUCUGUCAGUUCACUGAUCAUUAUUACGAAGUAAUAAAUAAAUGAGGGAGCAGUCACUUGGUUACACAGAGAAAAAAUGAUCAUCAUAAGUAAGUUCUACUUCAGAACUUAUUUAUAGAAAAUGUUUCGGUAGUAAUACAAAGAAAAAAACAGUGAGUAGAAAUGCAAUUUUUUUUUAUUUUUACAUUUUUUUAAAAUUAUUUACCUCAAAUUACAGAAACUUAGAUUAAACUCAGUGACAAAAAAAUUGACAUCUGUCAUGCAUUUCCGAAGAAAUCAGAGCAGCCAAUAACUUCAUUUUUAAAUGCAGUUCAGAUCCAUAUCAGAGGGGCUGACCUAGAGAUUUUAAGAGGUGUCCGAUAAAAUAUGAAACAACAUAUUUUGGGAGUAUAUGAAAGUAAUGAAAAACAGCUCAACGAAAAGAAUAAAAAAAAAAAAGAAUAAAUGGAAAUAGACAAGGAGUGAUGAAACAGUCUUGUUAACGGAUUAAGCUCACUAAGCUGCAUGCAUUUGACAAAAAAGAGAAAAAAAAUGAGCCAUCAUACCACGCUGUGAAGUUGGAAGUUAACCAUUUAUUAUGAGGGUACAGUUUCCUCUUAUUGAAUCCAUUUUGGAUUUGUAUCAUGUUAUGUCUAUCAUUGGUUUCUUAAAUUUUAAUCCUAUACCUAUGUAAAGGACAAAGUUUUUUAGAUCACUUCAUUUUAACUAAGCAAUGCUGUCACACUUGUUCUUUAGAUAGCAAUGAUUGUGGCUGGAUAUAAUGAUCAUAAGAAUAAAAAUUUGGAUCUUAAAGUAAGUGA